UUUAUUUUGAAGGUUAAUAGCGGAAGUUCUUCUCUCCACCCCGCCUUAUGACUUGACUGUGCCAUGUCAGAGUGAGGCAGUAUUUCAAGGAAUCGCCAAUCCGUGAGUGUGGCCUGUUGGUGUGGGCAUGAGAGGAAAUCAGGAGCGUUAACCAGGUAGUUCCCGGAGUACAGGCCGCCGCACGGUACGGCAGCGUCUAUCCGAACGGGACCACCCGGCUGCUGCUGGCUCGCUAAGCUAGCUCACAUCAAGCCGCUGACUGACCCAGGAUUCAGGCGGAGAGCGGGGCCUCUGGCUGCUACGGCUCGGUUUUCAAAGAUAUUCUGAUACUCUGUCGGUUUUCUGGAGCGACAUCCUGCUGAGAUGGAGAAUCUGAGAGAAGCGCUGGAGAAGCUGAGGCUUGUGUCUACAGACAGCACCACUGACAGGACGGAGACCAGUCUGGACUGCCUGCUGACUGCACUCGCCCAGAACAACACCGAAGCCAGCAGGAAGAUGCAGGAGAUGGGUGUUCUUCCCUUGCUCCCCACCCUGCUGAGCCCGCAGUCUUCCUGCACCCCCAAAGUUGCCAACAUCAUAGCUGAGAUGGCCAAAAACGAGUUCAUGAGGAAUCGCUGUGUGGAAGCCGGCCUCAUCCCUCCUCUAGUUCAGCUGUUAAACUCCGCCGACCAGGAGGUUUUACUGCAAACCGGCCGAGCACUUGGCAACAUCUGUUAUGACAGCCAUGAGGGCAGGAAUGCAGUUCACCUGGCAGGAGGGGCUCAGAUAGUAGCUGAACACAUUAAAUCCUUCUCCCAAAAUACUGAUCCGGAAAAUGAGAGGCUCUUGACUGUCUUUUGUGGCAUGCUGAUGAACUAUAGCAAUGAUAAUGAUACCUUACAAGCCCAGCUGAUUAAUAUGGGUGUUAUACCCACCCUGGUGAAGCUGCUGGGCAUCCAUUCCCACAACAGCGCCCUGACAGAAAUGUGUCUGAUUGCCUUUGGCAACUUGGCAGAGCUGGAGUCCAGCAAGGAGCAGUUUGCCUCCACCAAUAUUGCUGAGGAGCUGGUGCGUCUCUUCCAGAAGCAGACGGAGCAUGAGAAAAAGGAGAUGAUCUUUGAAGUUCUGGCUCCACUUGCUGAAAAUGAUAUUAUAAAGCUGCAGCUGGUGGAGGCAGGCCUGGUGGAGUGUCUCCUGGAGGUGGUGGGUCAGACUGUGGAUGGUGAGAGGGAGGAGGACAUUGCCCAGCUCAAGACUGCCUCUGACCUCAUGGUUCUCCUGCUUCUCGGGGAUGAGUCUAUGCAGAAGCUGUUUGAGGGAGGAAAAGGCAGCGUCUUCCAGAGGGUCUUGUCUUGGAUUCCAUCCCACAACCACCAGCUGCAGCUCGCUGGGGCUUUGGCCAUCGCAAACUUUGCCCGCAACGAUGGGAACUGCAUCCAUAUGGUGGACACUGGAAUUGUUCAGAAACUUCUGGAGCUGUUGGACCGCCAUGUUGAAGAAGGCAACGUAACUGUGCAGCAUGCAGCCCUCAGCGCUCUACGGAACCUAGCUAUACCUGUGGUGAACAAAUCCAAAAUGCUGUCCGCUGGUGUAGCAGAUGUGGUUUUAAAGUUUUUGCAAUCAGAGAUGCCUCCAGUCCAGUUUAAACUACUGGGAACGUUACGGAUGCUCAUCGAUACUCAAGCUGAAGCUGCUGAGCAGCUGGGGACCAAUGGGAAGCUGGCUGAGAGGCUAGUGGAGUGGUGUGAAGCCAAAGAUCACGCAGGGGUGAUGGGCGAGUCCAACCGGCUCCUGUCGGCUCUGAUUCGACACAGCAAGUCUAAGGAAGUUGUCAGGACUGUGAUCCAGAAAGGAGGAGUCAAGCACUUAGUAACCAUGGCAACCAGUGAACAUAUGAUCAUGCAGAACGAAGCGCUGGUGGCGUUGGGGCUCAUAGCGGCGCUGGAUUUGGUUGCAGCUGAGAAGGACUUUGUUGGAGCCAGCCUGGUGCCGGUGCUUCACAAGCUGUUGUCAGAUGAAAGGAGCGCACCAGAAAUAAAAUACAACUCCAUGAUCCUCAUCUGUGCAGUCAUGGGCUCAGAACCUCUUCACAAAGAGGUGCAGAGCCUGGCGUUUAUCGAUGUGGUCUCCAAGCUGAGAGCUCAUGAAAACAAGACUGUGUCUCACCAGGCCUCGCUCACAGAGCAGCGGCUAACUGCCCAGAGCUAAAUGACUGUGUCCACUCCCACCCACAUGCCCACGCCCCUGAAUGCCUGCCUGACCACCUUACACCUAACUGACACCUCAUGACUGCUCCCCCUGUUGUGCCCCGUCGUCAUGUGCCAAGGUACCGCGUCGCAUUAACUGCCAGCCAGACAUUUGCCCCUCUCUGUCCUUCUGUCCCCAGUACAUAUCCUACAGCCUCAGUCUUAGAAAAAACCCAUUUUAGAAUUCAAGAACAACUGAAAUUUGUAACUAAUGAACAGAAUCUACUCAUAUAUGAUAUGUUGAGGUCAGAAAAGCUUCCAAGACGUCCAGAGGAUCCACAUACUUUCUGCUGGAAAGCCAUAAAAUGAUUGAGGUGGCAUGCUGAGGCAGGUGUCCUUUAGGCUUUUCACACUGAUGUCUUUACUGUGGAUAGAGUUCCCACCAGUGAUGAACUGCUAUUUGACCUGAGCUGAUAUAUCAGUCUAACUAGUAGCCCAGCCCCAUCGGUGCAUGUAUGUUCUGCCCCCAGCCUGAAGCAACAAGAAGAGACGACGCUCUUUUAAGGCCACAGCUGUGACACCAGUAACCCACCAUAACAACAUGCACAAAGAGUAUGAAAAGUAAAAAAGUUGCUUGUUCUGGUUUAUUUUUUUCAAGCAGCCUUCCAUGAUGUUCCCAGUCAUGUCUCAUAUAGCUGGAGUAUAAUCUGAGUAGAACCUGUGCAUGUUUUUGUCCUGUUCAAGCUGUGACUGUGUUCAUUUUUAACUCUACUGCUGCCUGCUUCAUUCUCCACCGACACUUCAGGUCCUUAACUCUUUAUUCGCUCUUCCUAAGCCUUGGAUUUAGAGAUUUUAGCGUUGAAGUUCCACAGCUGUCCCAGCACACUCCCUAAUCCAGUGGCUGGACUGUGAAAGCAGAGCCCCAGCCAAUGUCCAACCUGUCCCUGAAGAAGAGCUGUCUUCAGACUAGGUGCAGCUAGGUUUAGGUCAGAAAAUGUCACUCUGGACAGUUGGGAAUAUGCUUUUCCCGACUGAAGCAUUAUGUAAAAUGUGUUGAACCAUCAGCAGAUAUACACAAGUCUUAGCUGGAGCUCUUUGCCUUGAUCUACCAUCAGACUUCAUGUUGUGGUCUGUCUUCUACGUCUCCUUGUAGUUUCUCAGCAGAUUUUACUGGUACAAUAUCAAAAGUACAUAUAAACCAAUUCCUUUGACCAAUCAAUUUAAAUCAUGUUUACAGAAAGUUUUAUUAUAGCUUCUAGUUGCAAAUCCAAAUUUGUCACUACACAGUUAAAUCUGUGUAAAAUGACUAUUUAUUACGCUGUGGAUGAGGCUGAUUUUUUGAUAUUUUGUAGAUAAUAGACGCUAUGAAGAGCAGUUCCCUUCCCCCAAACCUAUUGGUUGUUCGGGUCUGAGGGGGUUCCUGCUGACAUGCCCAUCUGAGCAUGUGCAACACUGUGCCGUGUUCCUGGCCUGGGCCCGCACUUCUUGUUUUUAAAGAUAUGAAUGGUUAUUUAUCAGAUUUGUGAUCUACUGAAGACUCACACCAGUGGAGAUGUAUCCAUUGUAACUGCAUAAAAUAUUGUCAACAUAAGUGUUUGUUGUAAAUGUUCUGAGUUGUACAUUUUAAAGACUCAACAGACAAUUAAAAAAUAUCUGGUGAUGUUCGAA
Messenger RNA from Girardinichthys multiradiatus, 3833 nucleotides. It is a transcript of the gene rap1gds1, whose product is annotated as RAP1, GTP-GDP dissociation stimulator 1. Gene Ontology annotation, molecular function: guanyl-nucleotide exchange factor activity; protein binding. The transcript has 15 exons. NCBI's taxonomy places the organism in Eukaryota, Metazoa, Chordata, Actinopteri, Cyprinodontiformes, Goodeidae. Gene Ontology annotation, cellular component: cytosol. The coding region runs from base 364 to 2187 and encodes 607 amino acids. Gene Ontology annotation, biological process: positive regulation of GTPase activity. The record is from RefSeq and is a predicted model, not a curated record.